Molecule: messenger RNA, 537 nt
Organism: Eruca vesicaria subsp. sativa (arugula)
Lineage: Eukaryota; Viridiplantae; Streptophyta; Magnoliopsida; Brassicales; Brassicaceae
Source: the annotation of a GenBank genome assembly
AUGGAGAGGGAGAGUGGAAAAGAAGUAGGAGAAGGAAGCUCAAUGUCGCCAAGGGAACAACGAAACCUUAAAGAGAAAGAGCGACGAAUGCGCAUGAAACAUCUCUUUGAUGUACUCUCUUCUCAUGUUUCUCCCACUCAAAGGUUACCGGUGCCUCAACUUAUAGAUCAAGCGACAUCAUACAUGAUCCAAUUGAAAGAGAAGGUAAAUUAUCUGAGGGAGAAGAAAGUGACUUUGUUAGGAGAAAUGGGGAAACACUCGUCGUCUCCUCUGCCGAGACUCAGUAUUUAUUCGCGGGAUUCAACCAUACAAAUGAACCUAACUAUGGAUCUGAACAUGAAAAGAGUGAUGCUACACCAGCUUUUACGUGUUUUUGAAGAAGAAGGAGCUGAAGUUAUGAAUGCUAAUGUUCAGAAACUGAAUGAUAGGAUGAUCAUUUAUACAAUCAUAGCCCAGCAUCACAUACCGACAGCAAUUUUUGUCGGGAAAUCAUUGGAACAAGCUCUAACCGAUGGGUUUCCGAGAAAAUGCAAUUAG